AUGUCUGCUGAAACGUGGAGAACGACAUUGGCGGCGCUUCGUCUGAAAUACAAGAUGCCUACGACCAUCAGUUACCGACGUCUGCUCCUCAUUCGUAUAGCAGCGGUCUUCUCAUUUACGGCGUAUGCUUGUUCUCAAGCCUAUGCUUUGCAUCUUCCUGGACCGGAACCACCAAAGCCAUAUUCCCCGAAUGACUCGUUCAUCAUCACCUUCUUCGUGCUGUCUGCGAUUAUAAAUAUUCACUGGCUUCUCCAAUUGUUUUUUGAGUGGGACAUUUCUGGAACUACGCUUCCUUUGACAUUUGGAUGGAGCGAAGAGCCUUGCUGUAUAUCGGCGGACGAUGAACUCUUAACAUCGCCUAAUCUCUCUGAAGAAUUCGAUCGUGACGCCCGUGUUUUUACCGCAAAUCUCAGUUCCGCUCAAGUCAGGUGCAUCCCUUUCAGUAUAGCAGGCAAUGUUUUCAUGGCUGCUUGGGGAUAUGCCUGGUCAAAUGAAUACUACACAGUAUCACAGAUCAUGCUCACUGCCAACCUCGCUACCAAUCUUUAUGCUGUUUUCAUGCUUCUACAUGUCGAAAACGAUGAUCGCAUUACUCCUGCCAACUAUAUUACCCACUUUGUCAUGAAAACGAAUACUGGGCUUGCGGUGCUUUACAUGUGGAAAAACUGGGGUGUUAUUGAUCCAUCAACAACACCUUCUAUGGCUGAAAUGAUCAAUAGCUGUGUCAUAUUUCUUUUAAUGACAGUGGGGUCGGGUCCAGAUCCGACUUUGGGCAUCUGCCUGCUCUAUGAUCUAACAGCACUCAUUUCUGGCGACACCACAAGCGAACUGUGGUAUUAUUCGUUCCAUUGGACAUCAAUAGCUGUCAGCAUGUGUCUCCUAAUCGAACUCAAGUUAUCACGGAGCAACAACUUUUCCUGGUUAAAAGGAUUCGACCAGCCAGUGGGCCUCUGGUUUCAUCGAGACCGACCUGGGCGAAUUUACCUCGAAAAAGAUCUUGAGAAACGCGGCAACGUGACCUUCGUUCGUUCCUAA
This is a messenger RNA of Psilocybe cubensis, 1035 nucleotides long. RefSeq lists its product as uncharacterized. The record is from RefSeq and is a predicted model, not a curated record. The transcript is spliced from 4 exons. Bases 1 to 1035 code for a protein of 344 amino acids. NCBI's taxonomy places the organism in Eukaryota, Fungi, Basidiomycota, Agaricomycetes, Agaricales, Agrocybaceae.